Molecule: messenger RNA, 1911 nt
Organism: Calliphora vicina (urban bluebottle blowfly)
Lineage: Eukaryota; Metazoa; Arthropoda; Insecta; Diptera; Calliphoridae
Gene: Mal-A1
Product: Maltase A1
Exons: 5
Coding region: 78-1811 (577 amino acids)
Biological process (GO): carbohydrate metabolic process
Source: RefSeq, a predicted model, not a curated record
UUUUGAACAUAGUUUUAAAGCUUCAGGGAGCGCAUGUGUUGAUUUAAUUGAAAUUUAGUGAAACAAAACUAGAGAAAAUGAAGUUGUUGGGAAAAUUUAUUUUAUUAUUUUCCCUAGUGGCUGGCGGUUUCGCUAAGGAUUGGUGGGAGAAUGGCAAUUUCUAUCAAAUCUAUCCGCGUUCAUUUCGGGAUAGUAAUGGUGAUGGUAUUGGUGAUUUGAAUGGUGUUACCGAAAAACUGCAAUACUUGAAGGACAUCGGUUUCACGGCCGCCUGGCUAUCGCCCAUUAUGAAAUCCCCCAUGGCCGAUUUCGGUUAUGACAUCUCCGAUUUCUAUCAAAUUCAUCCCGAAUACGGUACCAUGGAAGAUUUCGAGAACAUGAUCAAAAAAGCCAAAGAAGUUGGCAUUAAGAUUAUUUUGGAUUUUGUGCCCAAUCACUCCAGUGACGAAAACGAAUGGUUCAAGAAGUCCGUCAACAAUGAUCCCGAAUAUCGUGAUUUCUAUGUGUGGCACAAUGGCCGCAUCAAUGAGACCACCGGCGAACGUGAGCCACCCAGCAAUUGGUUGAGUGCUUUCCGGUACAGUGCCUGGGAAUGGAACGAUCAGAGACAGCAAUACUAUUUGCAUCAAUUUGCCAUCAAACAGCCCGAUUUGAAUUAUCGCAAUCCCAAGUUGGUGGAAGAAAUGAAAAAUGUUAUGCGUUUCUGGUUGGGCAAAGGUAUUGCCGGUUUCCGUAUUGAUGCUGUGCCAUUUUUAUUUGAAAAGGAAUUGGAUAAGAACAAUAUGUACCCCGAUGAGCCAGUUAUUGCUGAUGUGUCCUCAUGUCCUGAUCCAGAUGACUACUGUCAUUUGCAGCAUAUUUAUACUAAUGAUCAGCCCGAAACUUUCGACAUGGCCUAUCAGUGGCGUGCUGUAGCCGAUGAGUUCAAAAAGGAACAUGGUGGUGAUACUAGAAUUUUAUUGACUGAAGCUUAUACCAGUUUUGAGAAUAUUAUACGUUUCUAUGGUGAUGGCACACGCAAUGGUUCUCAUGUGCCGUUUAACUUUGAUUUCCUUUCCAAUGUAUUCAAUGAUACUUCGGCUGAGGUAAUGGUUAGUCACAUAACGAAGUUUAUGAAUGCUAUACCCAAGGAUGUCUAUGCCAAUUGGGUGUUGGGUAAUCAUGACAACAAACGUUUGGCCUCACGUUUGGGCAUUAAUCGCGCUGAUUUGUUCAAUAUCUUGUUGCAAACUUUGCCCGGCAAUGCUGUUACCUAUAAUGGUGAAGAACUGGCUAUGCAUGAUGUUUUCAUUUCUUGGGAAGACUCUGUAGAUCCUCAAGCUUGUAACGCCAAUCCCCAGACCUAUUAUGGUUACUCUCGUGAUCCCGCUAGAACUCCCUAUCAAUGGGAUGCUUCCAAUUUGGCAGGUUUCACCACCGGCGAUCAUACCUGGCUGCCGGUAGCCGACGACUAUCAAGUCAACAAUGCCUUGGCCCAAUUGAGAUCUCCCCAAUCUCAUUUGCAAAUCUUUAAGAAAUUAAUUAAAUUGCGCAAAGAACCCUCCCUGCAAGAUGGUGAUCUUAAUAUUCAGGCCAUAGCCGAUAAUGUUAUUAUCUAUUCCCGCCAAAAAGCCGGCAGUGAUUUGUAUGUUAUCGUAUUAAAUUUAAGUCAAAAGGAUCAAACCAUCAAUAUCAAUAGUUAUUAUAACAUGGGCUCUCAAGCUGAAAUUAUUACCACUUCUGUGCAAUCGAAACAUAGUGAUGGACAAACUGUGGAUCCCUCACAAUUCUUGAUUGAAGGCGAAGUAGGCGCUGUUUUAGUAAAAGUUUAAAAUUCUAACCAUCAAACUAUUAUAAUUACUAUUCUCCAAAAGAAAACGAUGCUAAAAGUUUAUUUUAAAUAAAAAUCUUUAAUUAAUUUCUUUCCUUUAA